Messenger RNA from Cercospora beticola, 737 nucleotides. RefSeq lists its product as uncharacterized. The record is from RefSeq and is a predicted model, not a curated record. NCBI's taxonomy places the organism in Eukaryota, Fungi, Ascomycota, Dothideomycetes, Mycosphaerellales, Mycosphaerellaceae.
GAGCCCAUCACGAUGGCCUUUGUGUAACUGGUAAGCUGCUGUACAGUCUUUCACGUCUGCACGCACGUCUGUCCUUUCACCACUUCACGCCGUGUUCUGCGAUCACAAAACAGCCAUGUCUUCACCAUCCGAGUUCCUCACCUUCUACCGCACUGCCACUCGCGCAAGUGCCCUACGUGCUAGCACGGUCUCAAGAACGGUAGCCCGAACGCGACCUUUCAGCUCUACGGUAUCAUCGUUGGCAGGCUCGACUGGAGAGAAGGGCGACUUGCACAAAUCUGAUGUAGGAGGGCCGAGAGAGAACAAGAAGCAUAUCUUGGAGAAAGACCACGAACCAAAUGUGCAAGCAUAUGAGAGCAAGGCAGGGAGGAGUGCUCGAGCAAAUGACACUGGCGGCGUUGCCACUGAGCAGAAAGAUGAGGGAUCCAAAGCGAAGGCCAAGAAGGAGUUCCCAGAGUCACCGGUGCAGAUUGGAUUCGAGGACGAGCGAGGCGGAAAAGGGCGCUAAAUUCGCUUGAAGUAAAGUAAUGGAAUCGUCGAGCGCCAUGUGUAUAGUAGCCAGCGAUCACAUGUAAUACCAUGUCGGCCUGAGCUCCAGCUCUCGGGCAUUGUUCAAGUCAGGAUGGAUCAAUCACAAGGCGGAGCAGUAAAUCUGCUUUGAUGCUCUUCGCUUUCUUCGAACGAAUGUCCAGCGGCUCAGCAGCGUGGAUAGCUGAUGGACAGGAAAUAUUCCACCU